Schistosoma spindalis is the source of this 7776-nucleotide messenger RNA. The record is from the annotation of a GenBank genome assembly. Lineage: Eukaryota; Metazoa; Platyhelminthes; Trematoda; Strigeidida; Schistosomatidae.
CUCUGCAUUCAGGGUCAUUGUUACUGUGACUACUUAAAUGUCGUGAAUUAUGACUGAAGGUGACCAAGAAAGCACCAUAAAAUACUUGAGUUUCGUCUUAGAUAACUGCAAAGAAAAUAGUGUGUACCUAGUUUUCGAUCAGGUACAUAAUUCCCUUAGGUCCUUAUUGCUUAGGAAAAAGAAAUUAAAAAAUGAUGAAGUCGAGUCCAUAUAUAGGACAUAUAGUCAUCUGUUCAGAAUUUCUGCUAACUUUGAUAGAUCCAAAGCCUGUGUUGAAUUCCUGGACGACAUGAGUACUGUUUUGUACUUAAUCACAACUGAAAAUCCUGACUGUAAAUUAUGGUCAUUAUUGUCUGAAGAAUGUUGUCUGGCUUUGACUUCAGCACUAAAAACCUUGUUUUCGUCUAUAAGAUACAAUGAAGUAAUGUCAGUUAUCGCACCCGAAUGUUUGCCGAUCAUCAGCCACAUCUGCUCCUUCUUAUUAGAUUUGAGCGAAUAUUCCAAGAAUCGCGAUGUAUGCUGCAAUUCACUUAGCACUUUGUCGCUUGUCUCCCUCCCUGUAAAUGCUUUUCAUGAGGUGAAUGAUGACGCUGAUGAUUUACUCAAAGGUCAUCUUGCCAACUCGUUAAAGAGCUUCUUACCAGGAUUUUCCCAAUCAUUCUACAGAAUCAUAACCGCCAAUCAUAAGGUGUGGUCAAGUAUCAGAGUGGCUGCAUUCGAUGCUUGGUCUUCCAUACUGAUUUCUGUUUUUCAAAACGAACCUAGUUCUAAUAUCGUACAAAAGACAAAGUCUACAACAGAGUGCAAACUUUUUACUUCCGAGUGGUUCAAAACAACUCAAUCCCAUAUGACGUCUUUGGUCUCAAAAACUGUUGAUAGUGUAAUUCACAUUCAGCUGGAGCUAGAUGUAGACAGAAAUGUACGACUAUCUGUUGCGUUUGCACAGUGGUUGGGUGUAUUACUACUGAAAUGUCAUUCACUGAUCAAUAUUGGAGAAAGUCAGCACCUUAGAUACACUGUAGUUUCUGGUCUGCUGAUGCUAGCCUCACAGUCAUCUUUAAGAAAUUCGAUAUCAAACCAAAGUUCUCUCAAAGAAAGUAGUCUUCUAGCCCAAAAGUUAUUGAGUGAUUUCACCGCAAUUCAUGAAGGGAAUAUGAACUCUCUUAUAGUUCCUAAAUCACUUAUCAAUCUUUUUGGUCAUGAAUUAAUAAGAAAGGCUGGUUUUGAUUCUUUAACAGAACAAGUAAACUUUCUUUUGAGUCAACUCUUCAGUCUCCUAGAUGAAUCACAACUACAGAAGCGAUUAAGAACAAUCCUUGGUCACUUAAAUGUUUUAGAUCCUGAGGAUAUUUGUACUUUUGUUCAUUCAUCUGAAACUUUUCAUCGCUUUUGUUCUGCUUUGGCCAAAUUUUUGAACUUUAAUUUUAGUUCUGUUGAGUUGCAAGAAUUAAUCUAUUUGUUGCCACUCAAUUACGAUCAUAGUUCUGUUCAUUGUAUUCCCGCAAACGCUAUACUACCGUGUAAUUUAUUCCGAAAGUCAUUUCAGUAUUUUCGUGAUCAUUCGACAUUGAUGCUAAUUCAGGCCAUUGCCGGAAAAAUAGCAUCUCAAAGAGAAACGGUUGACUUAUUUGUGGAUACAUGUCGAGAUAUUAUGAUUGAAAGUGAUAACUGUUUACGUAAUUCAUGUCUUCUACUUAUCGUAGGUGCGAUUGCUGGUUAUAUCUCUCGCGAUAAAAUACCAUGGAGUGAGCGUGAAAACCUUUGUUUAAGCCUUAUGAGUUUAUACUUUGAUCGAGACAUAUUGACAUUACCUACGCGUCAAUCUAACUAUGUGAACACCACUGGUGACAUUAUCACUAACGAUAAUAAUGGUAUGGAUUAUUCGACAUCGCUAGUCCAUUUAUCAAAUGAUAGAUUAUCUACCAAUCAUCUGUCUAAUGUAAGCACAUAUAAAUCAUGGCCACCUGUAAAUUCUAAUGAGAAUCCUGCAAAAUCUGAUAUAAAUCAUCUUGGCGAUAUGAAAAUGAAUUCAAUUACAAUCUGUUUAUUACUAGAAAUGUUUUGUACUGUUUCACAGUUAAAUACAUUAACAUUUAAUAAUGACGUUGAAAAAGUUCAUUCUGAUCAACAUUUCACUGAAUGCUUACGUAUCGGUUUACUUCCAACUAUAUCAUUUGCUUCACGUUCUGAUUUAAUCGGUCAAACUGCACGAGUUUGUUUAGAUCAAGUAGCUAAGAAUUGUAAAUAUUCAAGCGUAAGCGAACUCAUUACAGUUAAUGCUGACUACUUAGUUUCCAGUAUAACUCUAGAUUUACAUCGCGUUAACUUAUUGACUAUGACAAAUUCAUCAAAUGGUAGCAAUACAAUUUCUCUGUCGAGUGAAGUUGAACAAAGCUUAUUAUCAGCUUGUAAUGCUACAAACACUUUGUUUGAAUACUGCACAAUCAAUGUACUGCCAGUUUUAAAACCGAUGGUUACAAAAAUGCUUUCAUCAUUAGAUGUUACCUAUGAAUAUACAACGGAACUUUUCCUUACACCAUUUUAUCAAUUAAUGCAAACAUGUCGUAAAUGGAAUGAAUUAUUGACGAGAAACAACAAAUGUUCAGACCAAGCAACUGAUUCAUCUCCAGUGGUUGAAUCAGUAACUAAUCAACAAAAAACGACGAAUUACUCAGGAUGUAGCAAAUCACGUCUCACUGAUUUAUGUCAAAAAACAAUCAGUCUUGUAUCUGAGACACGUUCACUUCAUCAUAUUGAACCGAUUAAUCAAACGAAUGGAGCCAAUUAUACUGAUACCUUAAAUCAACCAGAGAAAAAUAAGAUGGAUCCUAUGAAUGAUGAUAUGGAUAACGAUGAAAAUCAUACGUUUCCCGAUCAUUUACAAAUAGUUGAAGAAGUCAUGUUACGAUGUGUACAUUUAAUGGCUGAUGGAAAUCCUAAAUUACGUAUACUUUCUAUGAAUGUUUUAAAAGAAGGUUGUUUGACGUUACAAAAUGAAACCAAUUUAUUAUUACCGAUUGUUCACAAAAUAUGGACUUCAUUAAUGAAACGAUUUCAUGAUAAUCACGCUAUAGUUGUUGAAAAAGCGUUCGACCUCUUGACUGUACUGUCUAAAGUUGCUGGAAACUUUAUUCGACAGCGUUCAUCUUCAGAGAUAAUUCCUCCUUUGGUGUUAUUUUUAACACGUGGUGCUACUGUAAGUGCGUCAGCAUCAAAAUCAUACAAAUACCUUACAUCUUAUCGUGUACAGAAAAGGUUACUAAAAGAGAUCGGACCUCUUUGUAUACAAAUGGGAUUAUUAUCACAAUCACUAAGACCUGUGAUCAAUGUACUUGUCAUGUAUUUAGAUAAUUCACAACCGGAAGGACUACAACAGGUAAGAUGUAUUUUUUAUUUCAGUGUCGUCUUGUCAAUAUGCUUCUACGUUUAUCGACAGAUCGGUGUAUAACUCAACUGUGCUCUUAUUUUCAUUUAUUGAGCUUACAAAAUAGCUGAUACAAUCAUUCUAAAUGACACAUUGAUCAUGAUUAAUUUAGAAAAAAACAGUGAAAUAACACUAAAUAAAUGUAUAAAAUUUAUAAUCUAAGCGGAUGAUUUUUAUGUUAUGUCUUCUAGACCGAGUAGUUCAAUCCUUCCGGUUUGAUUAGUGAGAUGAACAUCACCAUAAGUACCUCCUUUACACAUAACUCACAAAUAACCAUUCUAUUUGUCAAUUUAUUUGCAGAAAAUGUGACUAGAUUUCUAUUAAACUGUCAUACCUUCCUCAUUUACUACGAAGAUAUCAGUCGGUAGUUGGUUAACUGUACUAGAAAACACAUCAAUUUUUCAGGUCAAAUGAAAUAUAUACCAAUCUUAAGAAUUGUUUAACUGUUAUUACGAAUCAUUGACAAAAUUUUACCGAAUAUCAUCAUCAUAAUCAUCCGUAGUCAUUCUUCAUUCCGUGAAAUGUAUAAGCCAGUAUAUCGUAUUGUAAACUCCCUCUACUACUGAUUUCAUUGUGCUGUACACUGGAUUUCACACUGUGUUAAUGAACGAUUUUCUGUCUCGAUGAUCUAGCUCUCAGUUGUCAGUCGGACGUUGUGUGUGUACUAUGGGGUUAUCUAGUAUUUUAAUCUGGUGUAUCCGAUAGUAGUAUUCAGUUGAAUGUCAUCAUAUUUCAUAACAAAGGUUAUAUCUGUUAGUAUUUUCCUCAUUACGACAUUACUUUUGAUCAUUCUUUUGAACAAAUGAAAAAAAAGGUUACAUGUUUUCAGGCGAUGUCACCCAUGUUUCUCAGUUGUUUACUAUUGUGUCUCUCGUGAGAUUUAAAAUGUACCUAAAUAUGUGAAUAACUAGUAAUUCUCUCUUUCUCAAUUUAUAAACUAUCCAGUCUACAACCAAUUCAAUCCACUGUCAAGUAAGGUUUUCCAACAGAAUACUGGUUAUGCUUUUCGAAUCAUUAUGUGUUUUGAAUAUAGACUUCGCUUUAAAUUAACAUCAGUUGAGAAACUAGACAACGGUUUUCGAACGUCUCAAAGCAAUAUCCACCUACAAACCUAUAUAGUAUUAUGUUAAGAACCUUCAAAUUUUGUGGUGAUCAUUUUACUUCAUUUAUCGCUUAGUUAAAAUAUAGCGAUCCACAGUUUCAAUUCACAAUAUGUUGUAACGUUCAUUGAAACAACGCACUCAUUUUCGAGUCAAGUCAGAUGACGAUCUUGAAUUCUCGGUAUAUUUAUAUAUGAAUACUUAGAAAUAAAUGGUAAUCGGGUUAAGUUAAAGUUCACAUUCAAGAUGAUAAAAUUAUUUUAUUUUAUUAUUUAUUUAAACACAUAAACAUUGGUUCAAUGGGGCACCAAAUAUAUAUGCGCCACAUAGAGCAUUCUGUUUGUGUGAGGGCUGGGAUUUAUUUUUAUUUAUUUUAACACAUAGGUAUAGGUACAAGGAGGCACCAAGUACAUAUGCGCCACACGAAUCUCAAUUGAUUUGUGUGAGGGCUGUGAUACUGCCCGGGUGCCCAAACCGAAGCAGGUGGUUUUCUUAGGGGGCCACACCCCGAGCCUUCGACCUGAACGUCUAACCCACAAGGCAGUGGAGCAUCGUGAGGAGAUGCAGUCCUAUGGUGCCGGUGACCAACGCCAUUCGUUCCCUCAGGAUAUUGGAGCCCAUGUGCAUCAUUGGUUUGGAAUUAGGGUUUCCCAACUCCCCUAGGUGGACCGUCCGUGUCCACCAACACGGUUACGGAUCCAGAAUUUCGCUUUUCGUCCUCUUAAUUUCGUGAAGAAAAGGAAUGCCGCGAAAAGGCUGUGGGUAGGACUUCCCUGACAGUGGUUGUAUGCACGUGGCCAUUUGAGAGCAUUUCGGGGGGGGGAGCAGACACUCCCCAGUCUCAGUCGUACCAGGAAACUUGAGGGCAAAAUUAUUUUAUUUUUAUUAUUAUUAUUAUUAUUAAAAUUAGUCGUAUUAGUUAACUAUUAGUACUGACGAAUACAAAAAGUGACCCAUUCAGGAUGUUCUGAUAAGUAAAAUAUGCAUCAACCGAUAAAACAAUAACUAGUUCACAGAUUAAUCAAUGAACCGAAAAAUAGAUAUCUCAGUAAAAUUAUAGUUACUGAUAAGUUGUGUAGUUAUCAUACACAAACCUCACAUAUAGUGCAACAAUUACACCAUGUCAUCUCUGUUUAUUAUAAGGAUCCAUCUUGAUGUUAGUUGCUAGUCAGCACUUCAUUAUAAAAUUGGAUGCAUUUUGUUGACUCUAACUUCAUGUUUUCAGCUGUAGUUACAUGUUAACCCAUUACAUGUUUAACUAAGUUAUUCAGGUCUCUUGAUAACUUUUUUAAAAAAGAAAGACUACUUAUAAUAUUUGGUCUACUAUUAUUUAUUGUCAUGUAUUAAUUCGAAGCAUUGUUUACAGGUAGUGGGAUCAUCAGCUGAGUAAUACUCAGUUUAGACGUAGAGUACUAGGUAGGAACAAGAAGUGAACUGAUAAAACUAUGGACCAUCAUUGACUGAUAUCAUGAACUCACUUGCCUUUUGAUCUGACCCAUAUUAGAAAUUACAAACUUUACUACUCUAAGCUUUUACAAUAGAUUUUGAAUAAAAUGUGAUGAAAUUCUUUGCCAUUGUACCUAUUUUCUACCGUCUUAAUUUUCAGUUAAGUAUUAUUUCCUACUUUAUUUUUUAAAGUCUUGUUUGUUUAUUUCAAUUUUGUCUUAGAUUUAUAAUUCCAUUUUCAUCUUCAUUUACUUGUUAUCUUUUUAAAUUUCAAAAAUCCAUUAUUAAGCCUAUCUUUAAACAUUUUAAGUACAAUCAUCUACUACUAUUACUACAAAAUGUCACUCGAGAUCCAAAUUUUUCAGUGGUAGCAUCUCCGAGUCCAAAUCCGACUGACUCGGGUCUGAAUCUCACAGAGGACAUUAGUUCCCUUAAGAUUACAAGUGCGUCUGGCUGACAAGUGUCAAGUAGCAUGUGAUGGAGGUCCAGGAUUUAAUUUUAACUAACCCGAAUCACUAAAUAUCUUAACAAAGUUCACUCAGUGUUGAUUCACUUAUAUUAGCGGUCACAUCACAACUUGGUUGAUAGAAUUCAAUCAUCAUUUAAAGGAUCAGACAAACACGAUAUCGGUCACUUCUCAAUGAUCAAUUAAUUGUCUUAGAUUUUAAUUUAAGUGAGAUAUUAGAAUUCCAUGUGACUGAAGCCAUUAGUGUUUAUUUUAUAGCAGAGUUGUAAUUCCGUAAAGUAAGGGAGCAUUCAGGUUGGCAAUGGCUUGCUCAAGUGCAUAUUUAAGUGAUGUCGCAUCAUUAGUGCAAUUAUCUAUUAGCAAAUAAUCUCGAACCAUUCUGUGGUAGCAAUUUGUGCAAGUAAUAAUUUAUUGUUGUAUAUGUUGACAUCAGUUAAAGAAAAUUCAAUCAUCUUACUGCUCAGAAUGAGUGAUCUGUUAUGAUGGAGUUGCGUUUUGUAAUCACUGACAGAUUGAAUGUUGAGGCUUUUAUUGUCCUUCUAAACAAUAUAAGCGCAAACUCCGGAUAGAAUAACUCAAAUAGCUCGCCUCUAUCUGUUUAUGUUAAUGAUAUUGUUUUUGUGGACAAUGAAAGUUUCACGUAGUGCUCACAAAAUGCAACACCACUAAAAUCAUCAUUCUAAGCUAUAAAUUUCGAUCAUCUCAAAACUGAUUGAUUACACAAAAUUACUUCUUAUUAUAAAGUUGUUUUUUAACAUUUUGCUUCAGUUAUAUAAGACUUUUAUGUUUUUCUAUACUUGUGUUAUGUUUAAACAAAUCUAAUUUUACCAUUUUCAAAGUAGUUAAUUUUUUUACCCACUCAUCUUUAAAUAGGCUUCUAUGUCCAGUAUAGAAAUUAUAUGGACUCUUGACCCUGGAAGUACAUGGGCUCUUCUUAUUAAUCAUCUUACUGAUUCAGAUAUACAAUGCAUAUAUUCUCAGAGAUUAGUUAAACCAUUUGAAAUUAUACAAGUUUAUCAUCAUCCAAUUGAUAGACAUAAAGAUUUAAAUUUGAAACUCCAGAAUAUAUCUAUUCUUUUAAACAAACUUCAUGAAAUCUCUGAUGAAAUUACUAAAUGAACCAAGUUUUCUUUUUCUUUUAUGUAUAUCCCAUUAUUUUUUUACCACAAAAGUAAACUUGUAUCCCCCUUAAAGUUUAUAUCGAAUGUGUAACUGUUGAAUACCUCUUCAAACUUCUCUUUUUGUGUAAAUAUAUUUUGUACAAUCUAUUUAUAAAAAUGAAGAUAUUUGUUGUUGUGUCCAUAUUAAUACAUUCGUUAAAUAUUAUUGAUCAUUGAAAA